Rhipicephalus sanguineus (brown dog tick) is the source of this 1563-nucleotide messenger RNA. RefSeq lists its product as uncharacterized. Lineage: Eukaryota; Metazoa; Arthropoda; Arachnida; Ixodida; Ixodidae. Bases 1 to 1563 code for a protein of 520 amino acids. The transcript has 2 exons. The record is from RefSeq and is a predicted model, not a curated record.
AUGUCAGACGAGGAAGGCACUUCAAGCUCAUCCACAACCAACGCCUUGGAGUUAAAGCUUCCUCAUUUCUGGCCCAAAAGCCCCAGAGUGUGGUUCAGCCAAGUCGAGGCCCGCUUCCAGCUUCGACCGCAGGAGUCGAAAUACCUCCACGUCGUUGCAGCACUGCCACCUGACAUCGCUGACGCCAUAGACGAAGUGCUCGCCUCCCCUCCAUCGGAGAAGGCCUACGACGAACUAAAAAGCACCGUCCUGAAACGUCUUGAGGUGUCCGAACAGAGCAGGCUGCAACAACUCCUGUCUCAUGAAGAGCUCGGUGACAAGCGUCCCUCGCAACUUCUCCACCGAAUGCGUCAGCUGCUGGGCCAACAAGCGUCAGAGGUGCGUCAACAGCCAUUGCUUCGCGAGUUGUUUUUGCAGAGACUGCCACAGUCAACACGGAUGAUACUCGCUGGCUCGGACGACGUGGCUCUCGAGCGUCUGGCUCAACUCGCCGACCGCAUCACCGACUGCACCGAGCCAUCAAAAAUGCCUAUUGCUGCAGCUGGAAUGUCCGAACAUGCAAGCCGGUUAGGUCGCUUAGAGGACAGAGUUGACCGACUGGCUGUAGCAGUGGAAAACCUCGCCCUGUCUAACAAAUACCCUCCUGCACGGCAUCGUUCGUCGUCCCGUGCUCGAAGCCCGCAGCACCGCGGCCACUCAAGCGAGGCAGAGCAGAGUUCAAUGACGAUAGACAUCGGACUCAGGCGCACAUAUCGAUGGCUCUUCGUUGUGGCCGACGUCAAAAUGGCCAUCCUGGGAGCGGACUUUCUGAGCCACUUCAAUCUUGACGUUAGCGUUCGCGAUCGUCGUCUCAAGGACAACGUCACUUCGCUCGCUGUUGUCGGACUGAAGUCUGACCUGUCCUCAUGCGGCAUUUGCACUUUCCACCCAGAGUCAAACUUUCAAAAGAUUCUGGCGGAAUUCCCUGAAAUCACCAAACCUCGGAACACCGAACUGCCAAUCAAGCACAAGGUGACGCAUCACAUUGUCACCACCGGACCGCCCGUCACCGCUAGACCUAGAAGGCUCGCUGGACAAAGACACGAAAUCGCCCGUCGUGAGUUCGACCACAUGCUCCAGCUCGGCAUUAUUCGACCUUCUUCCAGCAACUGGUCUUCUGCGCUGCACAUGGUGCCAAAACAAGAGCCUGGUGACUGGCGGCCUUGCGGUGAUUAUCGGGCACUCAAUGCUGCGACAACGGCAGACCAAUAUCCUCUCCCUCAUAUCCAUGAUUUCAGCGCUCGCCUCGCGGGAACGACCAUCUUCACUAAGCUGGAUCUGAUGGCCGCUUAUCACCAGAUUCCAGUAGAACCAAGCGACAUCCCAAAGACGGCCGUGACAACACCGUUCGGCCUCUUUGAAUUUGUUCGUAUGCCGUACGGACUGAAGAACGCGGCACAAACAUUCCAGCGUUUCAUGAAUGAGGUCACUCGCGGACUGCUUUUUGUCUUCGUCUACUUAGACGACAUUUUGGUCGCCGGAAGAGCACGAAAAUCACCUGCGGCUCCUCUUCAAGCGUCUUGA